Messenger RNA from Ceratotherium simum simum (southern white rhinoceros), 1464 nucleotides. The record is from RefSeq and is a predicted model, not a curated record. NCBI's taxonomy places the organism in Eukaryota, Metazoa, Chordata, Mammalia, Perissodactyla, Rhinocerotidae.
GAGAGGACCAGGGCUUACACCAGAGAAGAGGAAUCAGGCUUUGGAACUGACCUUCAGAGCUCCUCUCCCUCCAGCACCAUGCCUUACAACUGCUGUCUGCCCAACCUGAGCUGCCGCUCCACCUUCUCCGCCCGGCCCUGCGUGCCCCCCAGCUGUCGCAGCUGCACCCUGCCCGGGGCCUGCAACAUCCCCGCCAACGUGGGCAGCUGCAGCUGGUUCUGCGAGGGCUCCUUCAAUGGCAGCGAGAAGGAGACCAUGCAGUUCCUGAACGACCGCCUGGCCAGCUACCUGGAGAAGGUGCGCCAGCUGGAGCGGGAGAACGCGGAGCUGGAGAGCCGCAUCCGGGAGCGGAGCCAGCAGCAGGAGCCGGAAGUGUGCGCCAACUACCAGUCCUACUUCCGCACCAUCGAGGCGCUCCAGCAGAAGAUCCUGUCCAGCAAGGCAGAGAACGCCAGGCUGGUGGUGCAGAUUGACAAUGCCAAGCUGGCUGCAGACGACUUCAGAACCAAGUAUGAGACGGAGCUGGGCUUGCGGCAGCUGGUGGAAUCGGACAUCAAUGGCCUGCGCAGGAUCCUGGACGAGCUGACCCUGUGCAGGUCUGACCUGGAGGCCCAGGUGGAGUCCCUGAGGGAGGAGCUGAUCUCCCUCAAGCAGAACCACGAGCAGGAAGUCAACUCCCUGCGUAGCCAGCUUGGAGACCGCCUCAACAUCGAGGUGGACGCGGCCCCCACCGUGGACCUGAACCGUGUGCUCAACGAGACCAGGAGUCAGUAUGAGGCCCUGGUGGAGACCAACCGCAGGGACGUGGAGGAAUGGUUCACCACCCAGCUGUCCCAGGUGCAGGGCCUGAUCACCAGCGUGGAGUCCCAGCUGGCGGAGAUCAGGAGUGACCUUGAGCGUCAGAACCAGGAGUACCAGGUGCUGCUGGACGUCCGGGCCCGGCUGGAGAGUGAGAUCAACACGUACCGGGGCCUGCUGGAGAGCGAGGACUGCAAGCUGCCCAGCAACCCUUGCGCCACGAGCAACGUGGGUGACAGGUCCUGCAUCACCAAUCCCUGCAUCCCUUGUGGCCCCCGCCCCCGCUGUGGCCCCUGCAACACCUUUGGGUGCUAGAUACCCCAGCAGGAGGGGCCAGCAGGAGGGUUGCAUGAAGACAGAAGGACCAUCGAUGGACCAGCCCUGCUUCUCUGACAACCAUCAGCCACAGGACCCACCCCAGGCAUCACCAUAAAUUAUAGUCUGGAAGGAGAACAAAUGCCCAGGGUGUGGCCCAGCUCUGAGCCCAGGCCCACCUGAUCCUCUUCAUCAAGGCUGCUCUCUUGUAGUUAUUCUGUGACCUGAUGGUCUGACAGGUUUGGGCUGUGAAGGUGUCAUACGAGAUGUUUUGUGGUUCUCUCUGCUGCUUUCUUGUAGUUCCCCAAAUCCCUUUCUGAAUCUCCUAAUAAAUUUUCCUCUUGCAAAGCA